Molecule: messenger RNA, 4306 nt
Organism: Corvus hawaiiensis (hawaiian crow)
Lineage: Eukaryota; Metazoa; Chordata; Aves; Passeriformes; Corvidae
Gene: FAN1
Product: FANCD2 and FANCI associated nuclease 1
Exons: 12
Coding region: 492-3494 (1000 amino acids)
Biological process (GO): interstrand cross-link repair
Cellular component (GO): nucleus
Molecular function (GO): flap-structured DNA binding; 5'-3' exonuclease activity; 5'-flap endonuclease activity
Source: RefSeq, a predicted model, not a curated record
ACCUGGAUGCGUUCUCUGUGUUAACUGCUCCAGGUGACCCUGCCUGGGCAGGGGGGCUGGACUGGAUGAUCUCCAGCGGUGCCUUCCAACCCUGACUGUUCUGUGAAUAUUAGAGAACUUGCCUAUUUGAAUUCCAGGUUCACUUGCUGAUGUAAAUGCAGACUUGAGGUUAAUUUUCCAUUUGUUGUGCCAUUUAAAGGCACCUGCAGUGCUCAGCUUGCUUGUGGUAUGCUUCUCUGCCUGGUGAGGCAAGCUAAAGGACAGUAGCAUUGUAAGUUAAGGAUUGCUUCACUUCUCCACUUCUAUACGUCUUGGUUGCAUCUAGUACCUUAGAAGACCACUCAUUCAAUGUAUUUUUUUUUCUUGAAGGCAUGUCAGAGGAUUACAGAUGGGAAAGGAAAAGCCAAGAAAAGUCUUUUAAGUAUUAUAAAAUAAAGAAAUAUGCCCUGAAUUGACUUGUCUGUGCGAUGUAAUUGCUGUGAAGUUUUGUAAUGGCAGAAGCUAGGUCUUCAGGAAUCAAAAGAUCCCAAAUAAGUUUGUCACUCAGUAAAAAUAAGAAGAAAAAAGAAACAACAAAAAAAGUGGAAACUACAGGAACACCAUCUACACCUUCAGCAUCAUCCUCUAUUACUUCCUUUUUUAACAAUGUCCCCCCUGCCAAAAUUAGCUGUCCCAUGUGUGGGCAAUUGGUGCCAAGAUACGGAAUAAAUAAGCACAUUGAUGAAACAUGUCAGAGAAACUGUGGUGAGAUUGGUGCCAUUGAUGCUACACUGAAUUCUUUUAGGAAUAAGAGUCCCCCAGCUGCAAAUCUGAGCAUUACUUCCAGCUCAUAUUUUUCAAAAAACCUCUUAAAUCUAGAAACAAGUCCUUCCAAAAGUAAUUUAUCGAAAGCAGGAGGGAGUGCAGCACAACAGACUAGUCCUUAUUUUAACAAUAAUACUUCAGUCUCUAGUGUUAACAAUGAAUCACAGGCUCAGACAGUUAAAAUAGUCUCCUUGGGAAGCUUGUCUUCAAAACUGUCCAGAAGACGCUGUCUCCAGGGAGGAAAACAGGUCUUGUAUGAAGAGAUCAACUCUUCGCCUCCAGCCGUUCACAGUGGCUGUAGAAGUGCUGCAGCACACGACGACGACGAGAUUGAUGCUGGGCAGAGUUCUCAGAAAGAAAAUCAGCCUUCUCAGGGAGAGCACCAGGAACAAAAUUUUUCAAAGAGGGAGCCUGAAUUUCAAAACGAAAUAAACAAAUGUAAUCAAGAAGACCUUGUGGAUAUGGUUCAGGUACCUUUACUGGCUGGUAACAGUAAUGACAAAAGGUUCCCAUCUGAUACAAGGAGCACCAAAGCAGAAAGCAGGUCCGAAGGUGUGAUUCUUAGUCCUGAUAAAUUUGAAACAUCUCUAGCCAUCCAUACUUCAGCAGACCCAACCAGUAAUUUGGAAGUCGAGACUCAGCCUCACACUAAAGUUACUCCUUCUUCAAAGACAGAAGUGAACUGUGGGACAGAAAAUUGCUUUAGCAGGGACAAUGUAGAGAUACUUCCUGUGGAAGUUCUUGAAGACUUUAAGAAUGAAAUGAACCAUACUUCGUUAGAAACUGUGGAAAAGGUAGAAUCUCAGGAUUCCACCGGGGACAUUCUAGACAAAAUAGAUGAGGUCCUCUCUGUGCCCAGCUCUCCUGGUCACCCAUACUACCUCCAGAAUUUUUUAGUAGUGCUGCGAGCCGUAUUGGAGAAUGAAGAUGACAUCAGACUAUUUAAUGAGCAGGAUUUGAACAUUAUAACCAAGUUCUACAAAUUAUCAGUUGGUGGGCAGAAAUUAUAUGUGAGACUUUUUCAACGCAAGCUGAACUGGUUAAAGGUGAACAAAAUAGAGUAUGAAGAGAUAAGUGUGGAUUUGUCACCAAUAAUUGAAGAACUGGCUGAAGCCAGAUUUCUACAAACAGAAUCUGAAUUGGAAGACCUGUGUGAAGGGUUGGAUUUGCUUUCAGCCCCUGAGCUAAAAACACUGGCAAAGAUCUUUCACUUGCCAAACCCAAACGGUCAGAAACAGCAACUUGUGGAUGAUUUUCUGAGGCUGUCAAAGCAGCGUUCGAUCUUCAGUAGGAGCCAGGCUGGUGUUGGGACAGUGAUUUUAAAAAGGGUGAAGGACCUGGCUGGAAAAUGUGUCAGGGUCUGCAAAGGCCCUCGGGCUGUCUUUUCUCGAAUUCUGCUGCUGUUUUCACUGCCUGAGUCACUGGAAGAGGAAGAAGCUGGCAGUGCUGGGCAAGGCCUGCUCUCCACAGUCCUUAGGGCUAACAUGGGGCAUAUGGUGUUCCCCAGUUACACAGUAUACAGGAAAACACAGGUCUUCCAGGACAGAGAGGAUCUUACCAGCUAUCACAGAGUUUUACCUGAUUACCUGCGACGUUUCACGGUUGGCUGGGUGUACACAAGAAUCCUUUCUCAAGGAGUUGAAAUUCUGCAGAGACUUCACAAGUAUAAGGAAGCAGUGCAGCAGCUGCAGAGCCUCCUGGCCCAGGAUGUGUACUGUGCUGACAGCAGAGGGAGAUGGUGGGAUCGGCUGGCUCUGAAUUUACAUCAGCACUUGAAAAACAUUAAGAAGGCCAUUGGCUGCAUCCGCAGAGGGCUGGCAGACCCAGCCGUGCGCACCGGUCACCGCCUGUCCCUGUGCCAGCGCGCCCUGCGCAUCAAAGACUCCCCCAGCUGCAAGCAGUUCCAGGGCCUGCUGCAGGACCUGCCCCUCCUCACUGUGGAGGAUGUGACACAUGUUACAAUCAGUGGAAAGAUGUGUCCUCAGAUGGGAAUGGGAAAAUCUGUGUUUCUCGUGGAGGAUAUUGGUGAUGGAGAAGGAGGAGAAGACUGCAGUGUAUCCACUGUCAUGUGCUCAGUGGAGGAACUGGCAUUAACUCAUUACAGGAGGAAUGGUUUCGAUCAGGGUAUUCAUGGGGAAGGCUCAACGUUUAUUACACUGUAUGGGAUUCUAAUGUGGGAUAUCAUUUUCAUGGAUGACAUACCUGACGUGUUCAGAAAUUCCUAUCAGACAUACCCCCUGGAUUUAUACACUGACAGCUUCUAUGAGAACAGGAGGGCUGUCAUAGAGGCCAGACUCCAGCAGCUUCACACCGCUUCCUCUGAGACACUGGCAAAGUUGGUUGCUGACGUCUGGACCAGUCAGGAGGGAAAAACAGCAGCCCUGGUUAACUGGGGACGUUUUAUUUCCCUCACACAAGUCCAGAGCCUGGUCUCUUGCCUUGGAGGAACGUUCCUGAGCGGUGUUUUCCGGCGGCUGUCCAGGGACCUGCGGCACUGCCGGGGGGGGCUGCCCGACCUGCUCGUGUGGCGCUCCCACAGCCAGCACUUCAAGCUGGUGGAGGUGAAGGGCCCCAACGACCGCCUGUCUCCUAAACAGAUGCUGUGGCUGAGCGAGCUGCACAAGCUGGGGGCUGCAGUGGAGGUUUGUCACGUGCAGGACGUCGGAGGCAAGAGCAAACGCCUCAGCUGACAGAGGUUGGAUCAUGUGGGUAGCGCAGGUGUUCUUAAAGGAACAGGCAGCACACACACCACUGGCUGCUGCUGCUGCUUAUUAAAAAUAGUUUCUUCUAAAAUUUUAGUUUCUUGGAACAUUACUGUAGUCCUUUUAGCACAAAACAUUCUAAAACAUAAUUAGAGAAGACUGUAUGAUUUACUGCGUGUCACUUUGUAUUCAGAAGAACAGAGCCCUUCUCUUCCCUCCCCAAUUCCUAACUUCUUCUCUGAGGUAAUCUGGGGGGUUUGCCCAGUGAGGAGGAAGAGCUGCUUUCACAUUGGUACCCCCUGAGAACAUCUCUACAAUACAGAAUCUGGGACAUCAGGUCCUGCUCAUUUCUGUGGUGCCUGUGUGGCCCAGAUUCAUUAUGUUGGGCAGGUCUCCUCGCAAGGUGUGAUCCCUUGACAGGAUUGUCAGGACCAGUGUGGUUCUCUGCCUGUCCCCACUUACUACUAUGUAUUUGAAUUUUGCACUUGUACAUAAACAAAUACAGGUGUUCACUGAUGGCAGAGUAGGGCAUAAAGCUUUAAUGCUGUUCUAAUGUGCUGCUGUGUAUGAAAGGCUAAUUUAUUUAACAGCCCCUUCUGCUGUAUCUGUAGUACCUGUAUAAAGGGAAAUAUUUCUGGUAGUAGACAGGAGUUGGUCAGUGCCAAGAUGACCACACUCAAUAUAGUCAGUUCUGCCCCACAUAAAUUGAUGUGUUUGCUCGUUCAGAAAUAUGUCAGUCAAUUGGAAUUAAAAAGAUGAAUUCCCUUUUAAGACAUUAAAAUCCCGUGGGUUUCUCUUAA